AUGACUCCGUUGUUUUGGCUACUGUCGGUUUUUUUGGCUGUUCAAACGACGAGCAGUGAUGUCUUUCAAAAUUUCAAGACUGAUUGGUGUCGCCAGAGAAAGUUGAGGGUUGACUGGACAAACCUCUUGAAUCCAUGUUUGAAAGAUUUUAAUUCUGGUUCGAAUAGUUAUCGACAAAGCAUUGACGGCUUGAAAACCAUUGUAGAGAAUAGUAAAAUUAACAAGCUUGAAGUCCGCCCAGCUGGGGAAUUCAGUCGAUUUUUCAUCCAAACAUACACGUCUAAAAACCAGAAGAAGACCAUUGGUGGAGACGCCUGGAGAAUCAUGCUCAUUGGUCCAUCAACUCUGUCUGCGACGGUUUUUGACCACAAUGAUGGUACUUACGAAGCACUGUUCUUAGUGCUUGAGCCGGGGAAAUACCACGUCGUAGCAACCCUGGAUUAUACACUUUGUGAUGGGCUGCGAGAUCCACCUAUAGAAUGGUUUCAAAACACGCAUUGUUCUGGAAAACACAGGAACUCAUCGCUGGACAGUGAAGUAUUUGCUGAGCUCAAGACUUACAUCAACAAACCAAUCAAAACCAAGGAAGGGCUUUUUCCUGAAUUCGACGUUCCGUGGGAAAGAUGGAACAAAGUAGAACAACAGAACAACAUGCGUCUUGCUAAUCGACUGUGUGACAUCAAGUGUACAGUGAUGUGGGAUGGAUAUGGACGAUGGGUCGGCAAAAACUGGCUACCAUACAUGAACAUCACUUUACAAGAUUAUCCAAAGCAGAGCCCGCUUAGCAAAGGGACCUCGAGGCACGCUGUUGGAAAAGGAACUUUCUGGAUCUAUGGGGACUCAUUAAGCUACUACUUCUACGAGGCCCUUAUCUCGGACCCUAAAAGGACACUGUGCUCAAAAGUAUUCAAAUCAUGUUCUGUUAGCUAUAACUGGAUUUAUCCAAAGACUUUAUACGAAGUGAAAGAAACAUGUGACGAGAUGGUGCUGAACGUUACCAAGGUGAUGGUUUUCUUCAAAAAUGUUCUUAAUGAACCCACCAUGGAUGCAGACAGCGCAUUUCUGUUCAAUGCAGGAGCACAUUAUGUCAAGACAACAAGUUUCAAAACCUACAAAACAGUUAUUCAAGAAUUUGUAAAAGAAAUCAAGAACUCCUACCCUGGCAAACCAGUGUGGAAGACUACAACAGCCAUUCAUCAACAGAGUGGUGACAUAAUGGGUGCGUUCCGCAGAUACACCACAAAACACCGUAUCAAGCUAUACAACGCGUAUGCCAACUCCGUGAUGUGCGCUAACGGUAUUCCAAUUCUGGACGUGUUUCAUUUGAGCUCAUCCUAUCCUGAAGGAACACUUGAUGGAAUACACUACGAUUCAGUAGUCUUUACAUCCGUCUAUGAAUUGUUAGAGUCCUACUUUUCUUCCUAGUCACAUGAUCAGAUCACGUGGUGAUUCUGUGGUUUCCUUUACAUGGUCUGAUAGGCUUUGUAAUUUGUCAAUAGAGCGCUUUCACGUGACGUCACAGCGGCCAUUAUGGGGUACCAAAACAAUACAUUUUCUA
Actinia tenebrosa (Australian red waratah sea anemone) is the source of this 1558-nucleotide messenger RNA. RefSeq lists its product as uncharacterized. NCBI's taxonomy places the organism in Eukaryota, Metazoa, Cnidaria, Anthozoa, Actiniaria, Actiniidae. The record is from RefSeq and is a predicted model, not a curated record.